AUGGCUCUAUCCGAAGAAGAGGAAGAAUAUCUUCAAAGAAAGGGAAUCCACAAGGACGAAGACGGACUCGAGAAAGAACAAGAGCUCGUAGCAGCCGACACGAAGCCUGCGUCAUCCACGCUGCCUAAAUGUGAUGAUCAACUUCUCAACCUCAAACUGGAACGUAAUGAAAACUAUUUGGAAAAAUGGUACAACAGCUGGAUUAUUGAAGGCGAUGAAUGGUAUGAAACCAUGUUAGAGCAGCAUUCAAACCCCAUCUUCAAGCUGUUCAACGAGACGCACCCUUUGCAGUUCCCCGAGCUAAGAGCAACAUCGCCAUACAAACAUGUUCGCCUAAAUUCAUCCGAUGUCCGCUCAUCCGCCUUUUUUUCACAAAAGCAUAAUCACCUUCAGGUCAUCGUUGAGCUGACUGAAAUCCACCUGACUCCAAAAAAUCCAGAAUACGAGGGUGACUUGUGGAAUUUGGAUGGCCUGCUCAAUGAACAUGUUGUGUCUACAGCCCUGUUCUGCUAUGAUAGCAACAAUGUCACGGAGAGUCAUAUAUACUUCGAUACUGCUAUUUAUCAUGAGGAUUUAGGCUUCGUACCAGAUCCUGACAGCGAAGACACCUUGCGGGCGUUUGAUAUUUCACCGAGAGGCGGUUACCAAGUCAUAGGUCGAAUACUUACCGAUCCUGAUUGGGCUGUUUUCUACCCCAACAUUUACAGACACCGCCAGGGAUCGUUUGCACUUGCAGACCGCUCUCGACCAGGAUACCGCAAGAUUCUCAAGUUAUGUCUUGUUGAUCCAGCAAUCCCUAUCAUAUCGACAUCCAAUGUGCCCCCUCAGCAAACCCACUGGUGGACUGAAUGCAAAGUCCAUAAGGAGGGGGUAAAGAUUACCCAAAGGUUACCGCCAGAGCUGCGUAAAAUUGUGUACAAUUAUGUAGACAUGCCAAUUGGCAUUGCUGAGGCGGAGACAAUUCGACACCAGCUCAUAGGUAGUAGAAUGACGGUUGGGACUCGCAGGCAUUCUUUCUCAGGUGAUGAAGAGUCAGACACGGAUGAUGAGAGUUCAGAUUCAAAUGGAUCUGAUAAUGAAUGA
Molecule: messenger RNA, 1083 nt
Organism: Trichoderma virens Gv29-8
Lineage: Eukaryota; Fungi; Ascomycota; Sordariomycetes; Hypocreales; Hypocreaceae
Exons: 2
Coding region: 1-1083 (360 amino acids)
Source: RefSeq, a predicted model, not a curated record